Messenger RNA from Amphimedon queenslandica, 2852 nucleotides. RefSeq lists its product as uncharacterized. The coding region runs from base 66 to 2702 and encodes 878 amino acids. NCBI's taxonomy places the organism in Eukaryota, Metazoa, Porifera, Demospongiae, Haplosclerida, Niphatidae. The transcript has 3 exons. The record is from RefSeq and is a predicted model, not a curated record.
CAAAACCAGCCCCACCCCCAUUAUUUACUACCAACUGAAAUUAAAAAACCGUGGUUUUUCAAAGAAUGUCAAAGCAGGGUGCUUACCAGCGGGUACCAGUGGCUGGGGAUUCGGAAGAGGAAGAAGAAGUGACUCUCUUUGACAAGAGGUUCGGUGAGGGAGUCUACGAGGAGAACGUUGAGUUGAUAUUCAGACAAAGGAAAGGUGGCAAGCUCCAGAGAGGUUUCCAGGAACAAUACCAGCAGCAAAUAUUUAACAAGAGAAGCAUCACUUGUGGAGCAGUUGUACUACUAGCACUACUGGUAGCUGUAUUGAUCGGAUACACUGCCUGGAGGAUACAAGCAAACAAGGUUUUAAUAGGAAACACUACUGCUAGUACACCUGGUCCAUCAGCUCCUACUCCAUCAGGUAAUGAUGAAUUGACUCUUAUCACUGGAACUAAUGAGAAUGAUCCUAACAGUUGGAGAGUUGUUAUGGAAGGAGGCAUGACUGAGUUGAGCAUGAUCCUACAUGAUAUUAACAAAGAUGGGACUCCUGAUAUUAUUAUCAAUAAUGUCACUGAUUCUUAUGACUCUGCUGGAUAUGACGGUUGUCAAGACCAGCCUGAUAAAUGUCUAGAGACUAAAGGUUUCUCCCCAUGUCAGGUUCGGCUCCUUGCUUUUGACGGUAGAUCUAGUGCCAUAUUGUGGAAUGAGUGGGCUCUAUUUGAAUCAUUUGCUUCAAAUUGUAGGACAGACCUCAAUAAAGAUGGCCAGUCUGAUUGCAUCUUUGCCGGUAGAGGAGGUAGCCUUGCAGCAUUUGAUCUGUUCCACAAGGAGCUACUGUGGGUUGUUGAUCCAGCCAUUACUGUUCCUCCAUAUAACUACUAUUAUCCAUUGAUUACUAAGGAUUUUGAUAAAGAUGGUGUCCCUGAUAUUAUAGUGACUCAUGGAGGAGAUCCAUUUUACUCUGACACUGAAAAGAAGCGCACUCCUGGUUUCCUAGCUGUUAUUUCAGGAGCAACAGGACAGGGUCUCUCCCGUAGGAUAAUAAUUCCUGAUAAUCAUGAGACAUAUAGCUCACCUGUACUCUAUAGAUCCAGUGAUAAUAUUGAACUGGUUCUGUUUGGGUCUGGAGGUGAAACUAUACCAGGAUCACUGUGGGCUCUGACACUGAGUAGCUUAGAGGAUCAUGUGGCAAGUUACAAGAAGGAAACCUCUUACACUGUUAAUAAAGUAUACAAGAAUUUUGUGUGUUACACUAAGGAACAGUUAACAAAACUGAGACCCAAACUUAUCCGUGGGAUAUACUCUACCUCAAAACAUGAGGAGUGGAUGAAAGCCUGUCCAGUACUAGCUGGUGGUGUUAGUCCAAUUUGGAAUGUAUUCGGAUUAUGUGUUUAUGAGCUGAUACCUGCUGGUGUGUCUGGUACUAUCCUACCUCCAGUAAUAGCUGAUGUGAACAAUGACAAUCAUUUGGAUCUAUUAGUGUCUCAGUUCAAUGAUCACACACUGCUUUAUGAUGGAGCAAGUGGACUAAUAACUUGGGAUCAUUACUCACCAGACACACAAACAUACAGUAUCCCUGGUCCUUUGUAUUACAAUGAUGAUGACACACUGGACUUUGUAGCUCGUUUUAACAAAGGGAGGUGGAUGAAUUAUGAGUACUCUUACAUGACAGUCCUUGAUGGGAGGAAUGGUGAUAUCCUCUGGCGUAUUAACUGCUCACAGGCAGCAAUGUCAUCACCAGUCACUGUUCAUAGCAAGACUAGAGGAGAUGAUGGUUUCCUGUUUCUUGGAAUCGGUUGUGGUAAAAUGAUUGAUGAUAUCAUUAAUUCUGGUGAACGAUCCUCUCAUUCUCCAAAUGAUGGUAGGAGUAAGAGAUCCGCACAGUGUCCAGUGAAACACUUUGAAAGAGAUAAUGAUAGAUGUGUCUUUAACCCUCUUGAUGUUCUAUUGCAUUCUCGUCAAGAAAGGCAUGGUAAUGAUGAUGGAUUGCUCCAAGGUUCCGGUGAUAAUGAUGUCAGAAUCCCUCCUCAGGAAAACAUGAUUGACAUUGACUUCAGUGAGUAUUAUCCUGAUGAUCUAUGGGAGAGCAAUGGACCAAUGGAUAUCUUUCCUGAUCCUGAUGAGAGCCCAGAGUCUUUCAUGAAGGAUUACUGUGGAUAUGAUCCUGAUCUGUUGCAAGCUAAUAUUUACUUCUUGAACAGGAAAUUAAUAGAAUCACUAACUGAUGUUAUACCAGUUAUGUCCUUUGAUACUUACAUAUACAAGGUAUCUCAUAAAGACUUGAAGAAACAUCAUGGUGAAAACAAGGGACCAACUGCAAGUGAUACUGGAGAGCAAUCAAUGGAGGACAUUGAACUAAUGAUGAUAAAGAAACUAAUGAAAGACCGCAAGGGACUUCGUUGUGCUCACGUAAUGGCCCCUGUACUAUCAGCAGGGACUCCUGUUAUAACUGACUCUGAUGGAGAUGGUAAAGUUGAAGCUAUUGUGUCCCUUACUUAUACAGCAGUACCUAGUCCUUAUAGUGUAAAAGUACUGGACUUCAUUCAUCCACCUAAACUUAUUGUGCAGAGUUUGACUAUUGAGAAUAGACUGAAGGCUAUUUAUGGGACUCAGGUACAAGGAGUAUCAUCUGACUACUGGCCAAUGGAUAAACAACCUUGGACUGAAUAUAUGGGGAGCAAUGGUAAUGGGGUUUAUGUGAAGCAUCAUAAAUGAUAAUAACAUGAAGUAACUAAUGAUAGUACUGACAGUAAUAAUGAUGUAAUAACAAUAAUAAAACAAUCCUCUGUGAUACAUGUAUUGAUAUUUUCGUACUCUUAUUUUUGUAUUAAUGCUUUUGUUUUAAAAACUAGAAUUUAAUUAAAA